AUGAACUUAAACGACUCCACACACAACACAGGCGAGAAUUUACAUAUCGAAAUAGACGAAGAAGAAAAUCAAUCGGCGCCUCCUCUCGAGGAUCUUCACAAACAAAGUUAUAUUUCCGUUUUUGGUUGUUGCUUUGGUGGGCUGUACUACACGUUUCAGUCCGAAUACAAAUUUGUGCGGCUGUUAGCACUUCAGUCUUUUUGUAUAGGACUUUUGGACUGUUUAAUAAUGACUCUUGCAUUUUACUAUGCCUCUUCGACACGAGUUCCAAUAGUCGCAUUAUCAAUAGCGUUUUCUUUACUGACGUAUGCCGCACAAAUCAUCGCGUGUUUCAUGGGAUUAUUAUACCGGAAAUUCUUUGGGAUCUUCCCUUUCAAUUUGUGUGGACGAACGUCGUCGAGUGCCUUUAUGCCUGAUGCCCAAGAGAAGUGA
Molecule: messenger RNA, 432 nt
Organism: Entamoeba invadens IP1
Lineage: Eukaryota; Evosea; Mastigamoebida; Endamoebidae
Exons: 1
Coding region: 1-432 (143 amino acids)
Source: RefSeq, a predicted model, not a curated record